AUGUUGAGACUUCAUCUACGCCGUCAGGUUUCGGGCAGAGACAUGAGCCCAAGUCUUUCACCUGUGGAGAUCUGGUUGAUCCUUGAUUAUUGCGAUAGACGAAAUGAUGAGGGCCACCGUCAUUACUGGAUGCCCAAGGUCCCUUGCGGGACCGGUCUCAUCCAGGGUGGCCAGGGCCAUGGCCAAUUCCAGACAACACGACCAAUUUACAAGAACACCCAGGUGCAGCGCACGAAGAUGUCUCGCCAGGAGAUCGAGUCAUCCUAA
Penicillium cosmopolitanum is the source of this 267-nucleotide messenger RNA. RefSeq lists its product as uncharacterized. The transcript is spliced from 2 exons. NCBI's taxonomy places the organism in Eukaryota, Fungi, Ascomycota, Eurotiomycetes, Eurotiales, Aspergillaceae. The record is from RefSeq and is a predicted model, not a curated record. Bases 1 to 267 code for a protein of 88 amino acids.